This is a messenger RNA of Ambispora gerdemannii, 537 nucleotides long. Lineage: Eukaryota; Fungi; Glomeromycota; Glomeromycetes; Archaeosporales; Ambisporaceae. The record is from the annotation of a GenBank genome assembly.
AUGAACAAACAAACCUCUCCCAUGUUUUUUUUGGUUACUCUGAUCUUCAUCUUUUUAUUCUGUUCAUCAGCCAAUGCCUUGCCAAAGGGGAUCGAAAAGAGGUCACCAUGCGAACAGAUAACCCGUUACUGCACACUUAACCCUCAACAAGGUAAUCCAAACCAACAAGUUGAAGGUGAAAUUCAUUUCCAGCAACAGGUCGAUUGCUCUGUGAUUGUCCAAGGACAGUUUAAUACAGUUCAUUACCCCGAUGCGACUGGAUACGAUACUCUUUUUGAAAAUUACGAUUUCCAUAUUACCUUAGCUUCUGAUGCUGCAGAACCUUCCAAAGUCGAUCUGGAAAAUUAUAUCACUACAGCUACUAAACCACCAAAAAUUAAUGAGCCUUAUUUCAACUCAUUUCCUAAAGGCCUUUUUCCAGUCGAUUUUUUUACGCUCAUAAAGUACCAUUGUGUAGUGGCGUACGACGAUUGUAAUAAUUUCGGUUCAGGAAGCGAGGAUGUGAUUCUUGGAUCUGCCCCGAUCUUAGCGGCCUAG